Messenger RNA from Trichoderma gamsii, 1467 nucleotides. RefSeq lists its product as hypothetical. The record is from RefSeq and is a predicted model, not a curated record. Bases 1 to 1467 code for a protein of 488 amino acids. Lineage: Eukaryota; Fungi; Ascomycota; Sordariomycetes; Hypocreales; Hypocreaceae. The transcript has a single exon.
AUGUUUAAGCCACCAAUCUCCCUAAACGCCCUGACCGACAAAGAAGUCGAAGAAAUCACCAGCCUGCUCAUAUUCGACUCUUCGCAAAACAGCUCCCGUAAGACUAAUGAGUGGCUUCAAAAGCAGGAGAGUAAAGUCAAACGGCUCAAGAAUGAGGGGCUGCUGCGCCCCGAUUCUCUCCUUCAUAAAGGGGUCAUGAAACUCUUCCAUCGCCAAACGCUCUGCCAAGCGCACAAGGAGCUCGAUUCCAGCGUCAUCCGCAGCUUGCUGUGGAACAUUGCGUAUGAGAGCACAGCCCAGACGAAUAUCUAUCGUGUGCUGCGGAUAAAGGGGAAGUUGUGGUUCAAUAUCGAACGCUGUUGUUGGAUGACUGAAGAGCAGCUGAAGCUAAUCGACGAGGAGGAGGACAUGAUCAACGACAAUUUGGAGGAGUGGCUGGACUUGACAAACGAGAUUACGGCGCUGUGGCUUGGGCAAAAGAAGUACCGCGAGCUUUGCGGUUCGAAAAAGAGGGAUUUCCUGCCGGGAUGCGCCAAGACAGGCUGCGAUGCGUGUAUGUUGGCCGCUGUGGGCGGGAACUGCCACUAUCUCACGUCCUUGCGAGCAAGCCUGCUGGCCCGCCAUUUGUAUAAGACAGAUAAACAAACAGACAACAAGAAGAGAAAUAUUGAUCCUCCUUCACUGCUGCGAGUUGUAGAUGCCUGGAUUUCCAAAGUCAAAGACAGCAGGAACACACCCCUCAUCAACGACUAUAGCAAAGAGCUCGCGCGCUCGCUGGUAGGGAUGCGCAUAUUGGCAAGGAGGCUGGAGGACGAGCAUAUUGAGAGGCGCAAAAAGAAGGGUAAAAAGCCAAAGACGCGCUGGGGAGCGGCCAUGGUGACGUGGACAGACGACAAGCUGCCGGUUCCGAUAAAGCACAAGCAGAGGGAGAAGCCUCCGAGGGAGGAUGCGGUGAUUAUAGACUGGACGACGGAGCUGACGCGGGGUUUCAGAGCGGCGAUAGCACCCAGGGACAAUGACGAGUCUGGUUCUGCGAGGAUGAGCGGUGCUAUUCGGACAGAAGAGGCGGCAAGCGAAGUAAGAUCCCACCCCCCUAGAGACAGCAGAUCAAACAGAGGCACACGCACCCACAUCAACUUCAACGACAGCAACGGAGACGUCCCCGCGCAUUUCUCGGGCCGUGCUUCUCCCCUCUUCAACGUUGGCCUUGAGGAGAGUACAUCCAGCUGGACGAGUCGAGUGGUAGAGGAUGAUUAUGAUGAUGACGACAUCUAUGACGAGGACAUGCACGAAGAAUGCGUUGAUUCUCGUGAAGCGUCGAGCAUAUAUUCCCGUGACGAACGUCAUAAUCAUCAUGGUUCUCCUGAAGGGUCAAUCGUACAUUCUGGCGAUGAGCGUGAUGAAGAGGGUGACUAUGGCGACAGCAAGGCUUUGACAAAGUGGGAGGGCGGUGAUGGAGCGGCGUAG